This is a messenger RNA of Alligator mississippiensis (American alligator), 840 nucleotides long. It is a transcript of the gene TNNC2, whose product is annotated as troponin C2, fast skeletal type. Gene Ontology annotation, cellular component: myosin II complex. The coding region runs from base 70 to 552 and encodes 160 amino acids. The record is from RefSeq and is a predicted model, not a curated record. Gene Ontology annotation, molecular function: calcium ion binding. Lineage: Eukaryota; Metazoa; Chordata; Crocodylia; Alligatoridae. The transcript has 6 exons.
GGAAGCUUUUGGGGUCUGUUUGGUGCAGAAGGCGGCGGCUGUGUCGGGCCCUCGGGGUGACCAGCCAAAAUGACUGACCAGCAGGCAGAGGCCCGGGCCUUCCUCAGCGAGGAAAUGAUUGCGGAGUUCAAGGCCGCCUUCGACAUGUUCGACGCGGAUGGCGGUGGUGACAUCAGCACCAAGGAGCUGGGCACCGUGAUGAGGAUGCUGGGGCAGAACCCCACCAAGGAGGAGCUGGACGCCAUCAUAGAGGAGGUGGAUGAGGAUGGCAGCGGCACCAUCGACUUUGAGGAGUUCUUGGUCAUGAUGGUGCGCCAGAUGAAAGAGGAUGCCAAGGGCAAGUCUGAAGAGGAGCUGGCCGAGUGCUUCCGCAUCUUCGACAAGAACGCGGACGGCUACAUCGAUGCAGAGGAGCUGACCGAGAUCUUCCGGGCCUCCGGGGAGCACGUGACCGAGGAGGAGAUUGAGGAGCUCAUGAAAGACGGGGACAAGAACAAUGACGGACGCAUCGACUUUGAUGAGUUCCUGAAGAUGAUGGAAGGUGUGCAGUAAAGGACCAGACAUUCCUCCAAGCCAGGCCAGCGCUUCCAGCCCUGCUCCAUCCUGCCAGCGACGCUCAGCCCUGCCUGGAAGCAGCCUCUCAUCCCAGCGCCUGGCCCUCCCGGACCCCCCUGGACUCCGUGUGCUCCAGCUUGCUCCGUACAGCGCCACGGCUCCCGCGGGGCCACAGCCCCAGACUGGCUCCCCUCCCACCGCCCACUCACCCCUUGCCGCUAGUCUGUAAAGUGCUGUUUAUAUUUGAGCCUCAUUAAAUGGGCAAAAGGUUUGCACUGGCCGGGA